GCUGAAACCUUUAUUUUAUUUUGUUGUUCGAGCUGACUCGCACGCCGCUUAGAAUCAAUUUGGAAGAUUGAGGACGUUUUUGUUGUAUCGUAGAGUCUGCUUGUUAAGACUACUGUUAGAGUAUCCUCUUCCUUUUGUAGCAAAGAGAAAGACAGUCUGUCUAUUUUUCCCCCUAUCCCUCUUUCUCUGAUCUCCGUCUCUUUCUCUCUGCCCUUAUUGCUAUUUAUGGUCUAGGCAAAAAUUAGACACAUCGCAGCUAGCGGUUAACCUACUCUACAACGAGCACCAUUCGUUCGGACGCAAUCUGCAAAUGUAGUCAUGGUAUAGAAGGCUGUCGGGCUCGGACGUAGCAUUUGACAUUUGGACGGUUGAUUUUGUUGGGCUUCAGUCGUCUUUGGAAUCAUCAACGCUCUCGUCAUUGACGACUUUGGCGUUAUCCUUGAGUCGUUUAUGGUUUCGCAGGUAACGCAAGGCAUAGGAACUUAGCUGUAAGGACUGUCAAAGUUGCUUGUACACUCGUGGCAUGCCACUUGCGAUCUGCUUUUUGUGCCUUGUAUAGAUUCUGGAAUUAUCAUUAAUGAGAGUCCAUGCCAUUGUUAUCCACCUAUAACAAUAGGUACUUGUGGAAUACAUGUAGACUAGAAUACAUGAUUUAGACGAAAAUAUUCCGCCUUUAGAAUCAAAGAAGAUGUCUUAGGAAGGGAAGCCUCCUGACCGCAUCUUGAGAGUCUUGCAGCUCCGCCCGACCUGGAAUCGUCUUCCUGGACCGACGAAGGCGUGUUUUCAUCCCACUCCUGACGCCAUUAAAGCGCCCCAGCCAUGGACCCGGCCUCUACCAGACAGGCGCAGCACCACCACCAUCACUCUCCGCCUCCCAUGAUGCAAGGCAAAGACCAUCAUCAUCAUCACCACCAGCGCUCGUCGGUAGGAGCAGAGAAGGCCAGUGAUACGAUGAUACUGCAGACAAAUUCUCCCAUGCCUACAAACCAGGACCCGGUAAAAUGGACCAGAGAGGAGGUCUUGAACUGGUUGAAAUGGUGCCAAGAGGAGUUCUCCUUGGACAGUGUUAACGCCGAGAAGUUCACCAUGAACGGUAAAGCGCUCUGCCUCAUGCCCAAGCAGUCGUUCUGCGACCGGGCGCCGGAAUGCGGGGACAUCCUCUACGAGCUUCUUCAGAAAUUAUUCCGUAAAGAAUGUCGAUUUUAUCAUCCAAAUUUGUCAGACCAAAGAAGAUCGCCAGACCCACAGUUUAACAGUAGUAGCAGAAUCAGUGGAGCGGCAGAACAUCAGAAUGUCCCGGGAUCACCGCGGGAACCGAUGGGUUACCAAGGCAACCUGACGAUACCUCCUUCAAACUCCAGCCCACGUCUACCGAUGGAUCUCUCAGCACAGCCAGAAAAGUCCAACACACCAUGCAGCGACUCAGGUCAUAGUUCACCCGACACAGCAGAAGACCUCAGACAAGCCGCAACCAACAACCAAGCAUCCGCCAUCCACUACCGCCGUCAGAACGCGCCCCCUAUGAUCACCCUCACGUCGUCCAACCGAAGCUCACCCCAGCAGCGCAUGUUCGAGAAACAACCCUUGCGACUUCCCGGCGGGAAAAACCUCCACGACAACUUCAGCGAGUCGGUGAUGGAUUCCUCUCAGGUUCCGCCGUCGCCCACGAAGCGGCUUCGCAUGGACUACGGGCAGCAGGGCGGGGUUGCGACGGCGUUCCCGCACGUCAAUACGGCGCACAUCGAGCUCAGGCAUCGCGCCAAUACAGCUGAGCGGAUGGAACAGCAGAGCGUACAUCCUGGAUCGCACCACAGCCUGCAUCCUCAGACGCACCCGCGGCUUUUGGGACGACGCAGGUUAAGCUCCGAUGAUGGCCUUGCAGCCGGGAGAGCCACGUCGUCGUACGGGGUCGAACGGCACAGUACCGGUGCCCUGAUUGGUAUGGCGGGACUGUACAAUCAUGGUAAUAUACCAGCUAUCCCGGUGCCUUGCUCGGUACCUAGCCUAGCGGCGGGGUCAGCCAUUCUGUCAAGGUUGCAACAAAGGAGAAACAGCACUGGAGGAGCUGAAGGUAUAGGUGAUGGCCUUGGGCAAAGCCCUCAUCAGCAUCCAGCGAGCAUCUCAUCGAUGCCACGACGACGGAGCAUGGAUCCAGACGAUGUCUUUCUCCUGGAUGAGGAAGGGUUUGAGACUCGAAAAGCUGCAGGUGGUGACUGUCGUCUUCUCUGGGACUUCCUGGUCCAGCUCCUGAAGAACGAGACCUACAAGCCCUACAUCCGCUGGGAGGACCGACGAGAGAGGGUCUUCAGGAUCCUGGACCCGGUCCAGAUCGCCAAUCUCUGGGGCCUGCAGAAGAACAGGACCAACAUGACGUACGAGAAGCUCUCCAGGGCGCUCCGGUACUACUAUAAGAUGGGGAUUCUACAGAAGGAACAGGGGCAGAAGCUAACAUACAGGUUUCUGCAAGACCCCAAGGACAUCGCCAACAGUCAACGCUUUUCAAAGAUGGCCCGUAACAAGGACAAUGCAGAACAUUCCGAGGUCACGGGGUCGACGACCUCACCGAUACAUCACUUCUCGGCGACAUCAUCCACCUCACCACAGAUGCUUUCAUCUUCCCCUUUGACAUCGGCAUCGACAUCGACGUCGACUUCAUCGCGGUCAUCGGCCAUGAUGUCUUCGUCAAUGGCACCCUCAUCGCUCGGUUCAAGUAGGGUGUAUUGCCUGUCUACUCCCAGCCCACACUCUUCAUCUAUCCAUGUCUAUCCUGACCCCAAAGACACGUGUCAAAGUUCAUCCCUAGGUCAAAGGUCGUCCGUUCACAUGGCUUCGACGUCGUCGACCCCCUCCCCGUCUCCUCCUGAAGCUGCCGACGACCCUGUCGCCAUAGCGACGCAUCAGAUGGAAGGCGUGUCCAUGAUGGCACUUGCGUCGCCGUGGCAAGGUGGCGCCUCGGGAGCGUCGGAUACCAAAGGUCAGGGGUUAAAGGUCAAAGAGGAACCCAGUAGUAGAUCGAACUCGCCAGACAUGGUAUGCUAGAGGAUAUACGGACCUUUGUCUCUCUGUAGUUGGAGAAUGUGUACCAUGACAUCACGUCAUAAUGCAAAUACAGAACAGUAACGAACAUUGAAGUAAAGAUCAGUAUCGAACAGUAAAGAAUGCAUUAAUAUAGAAUGUCUUAUGUUUACUGUGUAUAUGUAAUUCCUGUUGCCUUUGACUUUAAAACUAGUACCAAAAGUUUCAGGCCAAAUUUGGAUAUUUAAAUGAUAAUCAAGAUUGUCUUAAUUGUUCUGAAUUCAAACUACCCAGCAUAUUUUUGAUAGUAACUUGUGUUUAUAUCAUUAUUGACGUAUCUCAGAAAAUAUUGAUAUUUCAACAUGAUCGUUUCGCUUUAGUGCACCACAUCGAAAGUUCACAUUUUAAGAUCUACAAUUUUUUUUUAAUUGUUUGUUUGAAAUCAUAUUGUUUUGCAAUUUGAUUUUGUAGGGCCUGCCAUUAUUCCAGAAUGAAUGUCCAAGCUAAGCCAAAGUAUCUCAUUUUGUUUGAAAUUAAAGAAUUGCGUUGCGUUCAUCAUCAUCAUAUUCAGAGUAAAAUUACUGCCG
Molecule: messenger RNA, 3602 nt
Organism: Strongylocentrotus purpuratus (purple sea urchin)
Lineage: Eukaryota; Metazoa; Echinodermata; Echinoidea; Camarodonta; Strongylocentrotidae
Product: ets DNA-binding protein pokkuri
Exons: 9
Coding region: 820-3039 (739 amino acids)
Biological process (GO): cell differentiation; regulation of transcription by RNA polymerase II
Cellular component (GO): nucleus
Molecular function (GO): sequence-specific DNA binding; DNA-binding transcription factor activity, RNA polymerase II-specific
Source: RefSeq, a predicted model, not a curated record